UUGGAGUCAUUGGAGUCAACAUAUCGUGUAAUUCUCGACAAAAUCUCAAUCGACGCGUCAAACAAGGGUUUAGUGGACGUGAGGGACAGACUCAAGAAGAUCUUCAGUUAUAAUGUCGGACACGGGAAGGGUAUCCGAGCCCUGUUUGCGGUGAAGACAGCCAUACUGUUAGCCAAACACAAGGGCAUUGAGACCACCAAAGAGGACAUAGAAUUGACACAAAUUCUUGGGGCGAGUGUUGAGAUAAUGCAUGCGUUUUCACUCAUUUAUGAUGACAUCAUGGAUCAGUCCAGCACCAGACGGGGUCGACCAUGCUGGUAUAAGCAGGAUGAUGUAGGCCUCAAAGCGCUAAACGAUGGCAUAAUCCUGAAGAAUGAGUGCUUCCAUACAUUGAAGCUAUUCUUCGGACACAAGAAGUCGUAUCUGAAUAUAAUGGAGACAUUCCAUGAGAUGAUGAGGUAUACCACGUAUGGACAGCACAUGGAUAUGGCCUCCAAUCCCAACAACAGUGGCCCACGAUUUGACUUAUUCACGAAAAGCCGAUACGAGACAAUCGUUAAGUAUAAGACCUCUUACUAUACGUUUGUACUGCCCGUCCGAUUAGGUAUAAAACAUGGCACACAUCUACCACUA
Molecule: messenger RNA, 633 nt
Organism: Oppiella nova
Lineage: Eukaryota; Metazoa; Arthropoda; Arachnida; Sarcoptiformes; Oppiidae
Source: the annotation of a GenBank genome assembly